Messenger RNA from Anopheles darlingi, 882 nucleotides. RefSeq lists its product as uncharacterized. Bases 1 to 708 code for a protein of 235 amino acids. The transcript has 4 exons. The record is from RefSeq and is a predicted model, not a curated record. NCBI's taxonomy places the organism in Eukaryota, Metazoa, Arthropoda, Insecta, Diptera, Culicidae.
AUGGGCACCUUUUUCAUUACCGCAGUGACGCGUGGAACGCGCAUGGAGGGUGUACCCCCCCCCCCCCCCCCCCCCCCCUUUUACGGUCCCCCCCCUCCCCCUUUUUUUCGCCGGAUCCGCCCGGGGCGGAUAGCAGCGAACGUCUACAGCAACCUCCAGCAACUUCUUCUUCUUUGCAUCAUGAAGUUCCUCGUCGCAAUCUUCGCCGUCAGUGCUUUGGUGGGAGUGUGCAUGGCCGACGGUUACGGCAAGCCAGCGUACCCGGCCGCCCCGGUCGCUCACCAUUACGCGGCGCACGCCCCGCACGUCAAGUGUGGCGCUAACCUGCUGGUCGGUUGCGCACCGCACGUCGCCCACGUUCCGUGCCAUCCAGUGCACGGUGGACACGCCAAGAAGGAGUACGGCCAUGCUGCCCCAGCUUACCACCAUGCUCCGGCCCCGGCUUACCAUCACGCCCCAGCGCCCGCCUACCACCACGCUCCGGCUCCAGCUCACCACGGAGGAUACGAGGCACCGAAGGCUCACGGAUACGAGGCACCGAAGGCUCACGGAUACGAGGCACCCAAGGCUCACGGAUACGAGGCACCCAAGGGCCAUGGUUACGAGGCACCGAAGGCUCACGGAUACGAGGCACCGAAGGCUCACGCUUACGGUGGAUACGGUAAGCGAUCGAGCGACUUCGAGGCUGCCGCAGAGAUGGAAGACUGAAUUACUCCCGAAAUACUGAUGAUUAGCUAAAGUGCUGUGAGUGUUCGUGCAGCGGCGACGGCAGCAGCACUUGUUACAAGUGUUGUGUGUGUGUGCGUGUGCGUUCCGCAGAAGAACGCUUGCAGUGGAUUGUGGAAACUACUACUUUUUUUGUAAUAAAACUACGAACGGUUG